Cuscuta epithymum is the source of this 1156-nucleotide messenger RNA. NCBI's taxonomy places the organism in Eukaryota, Viridiplantae, Streptophyta, Magnoliopsida, Solanales, Convolvulaceae. The record is from the annotation of a GenBank genome assembly.
UUAAAUGACAAGUUAAUCAUAAAAUAUUAAAAAUAAUACAUUUAUAACAUCACAAUUAUCAACGCUAACCUCAUUAUAUUAUAUGCCUAUCAAAAUUAUUUUCAAAAGUUAUUCAAAUCAUCAUAUUUAAUUAUUGUCUAAAUAAACAUAUCAUUUUAUCGUGAUAAAAAUCUUUCACCGUGAGGUAGGACUUUAUAUAAUUUUGAAAUAAACUAUGAUCAACUAGAAUAUGCAGAUCGUAUAUAAAAGUAAUAUAAGUAGGAUAUUUGUCAAGUGAUAUUGUUUCUUCUUCCUUUUCAGCUCUGGAGGAAUAAAGCACAAUCUAGCAACCAAACAUUAGGACAACUAUCAAAGUCAUCCAUAUUCGGGGGUGAAUAUUAACCGUAGUUCUGUGAUUUCUUCUUCAUCUUUACUCGUGAAAAUUCAGUCAUCAUUUCUUGUUAUUGACACCGCCAUGUCCGAAGCCAACUCUCAGAAACCCAAGUCGACACGCGAUCUUCGUCCCACACCUUCAACCGACCCUGCUCAUCCCAGAGCACCAAUCCGGAGCUCUAAUGGAGGCGGGUACGCUGGGGGUACUUCGUUUCCGAACCCACCCGACCCGGUGAACCCGGAUCCUUCCACUCUCAGAGAGCAAUGGAGGUUUGCUAUCAGGCAAUACAGCAAGUGGUAUUCCCACGCAUGGGGCACUGCCAUAUUCGCGGGUGCCUCCUUUUUCGCCCUUGGAUGGAUCGUCAAAGGCGGCAAUCCCUUGCCCUCCUUCGAUUCAGGCCGGAAACCUGAAGACUCCAAACGCGGAGCAGACUGAUAAAUGGUGAAUUCGAUUUCGGACUGAUUCUUGCAGUUCGGUAGCGCCCAGAGAGGGGAAAUGCUUGUUGGUGAUACUAGGGUGGGGAUAUGAGCUUGGAUCAGCUACACUCUCAAGCCUCAGAUCACUAAAGAAAGAAUGGUGCUGGUUUGGGGUUAAACAUGUAAUCCAUCAUAUCAAAUGUAUAUCCAAUAAUUUCUGUAUAAUAAUUUACACCUGUAUUUUUUUUGCUUUUCUGUAAUGAAUUAAAUAAAUAGCAAGGUAUUAGUGUGUUCUUGCUUACAUGCAUAAUCAUCAUGAGAAUUGCAAAAUAAUGUUGGACAAUUUAUUAUAUUCAGAACAGACAAA